Messenger RNA from Carassius carassius (crucian carp), 731 nucleotides. Its product is annotated as cornifelin homolog B-like. The transcript has 6 exons. NCBI's taxonomy places the organism in Eukaryota, Metazoa, Chordata, Actinopteri, Cypriniformes, Cyprinidae. The record is from RefSeq and is a predicted model, not a curated record. The coding region runs from base 328 to 708 and encodes 126 amino acids.
GGCUAAUUAUGAUUAAUAGUCAGACAAAUUACAUAAAAAUAAACAAAAGAUAACAAAAAAUCAAUUGUAUUAUUUAAUUCCACCAGUGGGUGGCAUAAAUUUACCAGUAAUCAGUAAAUAGAAGAAAACGAAACCUGGGUCCUGUUGUUCAGUAAGUUUAGUCUGAAUCUGAAUGAUCUGGAUUUUGAAACCCUGUAUGUUUUACCAUCUAGGAUCAGGGUCUAACCCUGAGUCACGUCUUUGCUUGCAUGAUUGUGACCAAAGGCUCAGUCCUAAUCUCCAUCGUCAUCCCCAACUGUCUCUCCUCUUGCACGAGCACAAGUCAUCAUGGCAACUAAAAUUGUUAUUCAGCAGCCUAAGCCACUUGUUCUGGCUCCUGGUUCAGACCAAUGGUCCACUGGCAUAUGUGAAUGUGAUAACCUCAAUGACUGUUGCUUUGCUUUCUGGUGCUGCCCUUGUUUCGCCUGCAUCACAGCCAGAGAUCACGGAGAGUGUCUCUGCCUGCCUCUGCUGGACAGUUUCGGCCUCAUCCCACCUAUCACUAUGGCAAUGAGAGUGUCUGUCCGCCGCACCUAUGGAAUUGAGGACUCUAUUUGCAAUGAUUGUGUGUUAUCCUUCUGCUGCGGGCCGUGCUCCUACUGUCAGUUAAGACGUGAGCUCAUAUCUCGCAACCACCCCGUCACCCUCUUCCGCAACAGACCAAAAUAAAGAACUUCAUCAUCAGUCAAUAA